Molecule: messenger RNA, 3933 nt
Organism: Penicillium argentinense
Lineage: Eukaryota; Fungi; Ascomycota; Eurotiomycetes; Eurotiales; Aspergillaceae
Gene: pex6
Product: AAA family ATPase peroxin 6
Exons: 2
Coding region: 1-3933 (1310 amino acids)
Biological process (GO): protein import into peroxisome matrix
Cellular component (GO): cytosol; peroxisomal membrane
Molecular function (GO): ATP binding; ATP hydrolysis activity
Source: RefSeq, a predicted model, not a curated record
AUGGAUUACGAGCACUUCGGGCAAAGCUCCCACCAGCCUAGACAGCGCCGGAAGAGAGCUAGCAAACGGCGCCAGCGCAACAAACCUCCUGUUGCUGCGCGCCUAACGUUGGACCCUCAGCUGCGUGGCAACGUUGGUGUCUUAUCCCAGGAUCUCGCAAGCAACCUCUUCCCGCAGCAGGCCAUUCAGGGUGUUGCGACCAAUGACGGUGUGCUCUAUGUAGCUGUUUCCCCGCAUUCCCCGAGUUUCUCCUCCGUGGAAGAUCAGUCGUGGACGAUUCUGCCGGUGCGCAUCCAGACGACGGAGAGGCCACACGCUCCGAUAUCGCACUCGACUGUUCUCUUCCCCGAUUCAGCGGACUCCCUUCAGCCAUUCCUUCAGGCCCUGGGAAAAUUGGACUCAUCCCGUAACUCACUGCUGACACACCGGGCGGUGGAGAUCCGGAUCCUCGAUGUGACCCCCUUGCAUUUAGACACGAUAUUCGUAACGGUCGAGCGGCAUCUGCUCCGCAACCAUGAUGACGUCCAGAGUAAAUUUGGCGGUGGCUUCUCCGGAAAUGCGCAUGUGCCAAAUGGUGUUUGGGGCAAAGGCAAGGGUGCUGAUACGAAGAAGCUCUCCAAGAAGGCCGCGGCCGAUGCAGAACAACGGUUGACGGCGGCUGUGCGUGAGGCAUUGGGUGCCCAGCGUAUAGUCCAUGCUGGCGAUGUGCUUCCCCUUCCCUUGCCUCCCCACCCAAUCACCUACGCUCCCGCUCCACCAGCGCGGAUCUCAUUCUGUGAGCCAGUAUCACAGGGUCUAUUGAUGCCGAGCACCAAAGUCGUUCUCGUCCAAGCUCGUCCCCAGGGUCACCGUGCACCACAGACUUUCCCGCCGAGAUCUGCCCUCCUAAAGCAAGUAGCCGAAGAUGAGGCCGACGAUACCUCCAACGAACAAUUCUAUUCCGCCGCCGAGGACAAGCCUAGCGAGAGCGGAACUGAGAUGGAAACUACCUCUGCGGCCGAGGAAUCUGAGACAGAAGGCUCGGUUGGCUCCGCCAGUGAUUCAUCCGACGAUUCACUGGAGGACAUGAUUUCUCUCUCGGCGCCGGAGCUUCCACAGCCGCCCUCGGGCGUCAUGUCUUCAAUGACCUCGGCAACACCCAGGGCCGGCGGACGACGGAUGGAUGGUAUUCAUACACCAGGCUCGGUUACAUCGAACUUCACAUCAGCUACGAUGCGACCCGGUCGUGGUGGUGGCAAGACAUUCAAGGUUGAAGGCUUGCUGCAACAGGUGCCAAACGAAGUACUCCACCCUCGUCCCCGCGACGAUGAGGAUGUCGACUCCUUCAUCUUUGUGGACAUUAGUACUCUUGCCAAGAUCGGCUGCUUUUCCGGUGACUGGGUUCGAAUUGAAGCAGCCGAGGAGCCACAGCUGAAUAUGUUUGCGUCGCUCCAGUUUGGAAGCUUCAAUGAUUCCCCCGAGGAAUCGAGUGAGUGGCGCCCUGUUAAAGUCUUUGGACUACCUGGCCUGCCCUCGCCGAAGCCUCGUUAUGCCAUCAACCCUUCUGGUGGCCGCCGUUCGAGCUUCUCGCAGCGUGCGCCCGCGCGCCUGACCCCCUCCGUCUUCGUUCCCCCACUACUCCUGAGCAACAUUGAGAAUCCCAAAUAUCUCCGCAUCUCCCCCAUGAUAUUUGCCACGACCAAUGGUGUCACGAAGCCUGGCCUUUUGCACCAGAUGAAGAACAGCGCCGCGAAGAAUCCACCUUUGGCUAAGGAAGUCACCCUUCUCAAGGUUUCUACGCCUCUUUCUAUGGAUCGAGUGCUCCAGCCAGCUCUCUUUGCCGGACUCAAGCAAUACUUCGAGUCUCGACGCCGAAUCCUGAAGAGUGGGGACCUUGUCGGUAUCAGUGUUGACGAGGGACUCGGCCGAGCGGUAUUCUCUGGAACUUCUGGUGGUGACAGUGCCCAGGAGGAUGACAUUACUGCCAGAUUAGGCCAAGGACCUACCCCCGACAACACCCAAGCCCGUAAGGUCGGUGUUGCUUGGUUCCGUGUUGGACAAGUCGCCCCGACUAGCGUUGAGGAACUCGAAGAGACCGGCGAAGAUCAGUGGGGUGGAGUGGCUGUCAUUGACCCGACAAGUACGCGUAUGGUUCAAGCCGGCAGCGAUGUGAGCCGAGUGCCUGGUAUCCUGGGUAACGGUUGGGAAUACUGGCUUGGAGCUAAGAAGAUUCCAAAGGCUAUCGGUGACGUCCCACCGCCACAUGGAAUUGUUGCCGACCCACCUCAAGUUUUCAUUCCUCCUCUGCAGCAACGAAUCCGAGACCUGAUGGCUGCGGCUACCAGUCCUCGGGCGAUUCAACUAGGCAUGAAGCCAGUUGUCAUUCUGUUGAAAUCCCAGCAAAGACAUAACGGCAAAGCAACCGUCGCAACACGGGCAUGUGCCGACGUCGGUCUGCACACAUUCCCCAUUGACGCCUACGAUAUCCUCACAGAGGGUGGGGCCAACGGUGGUGAUGUCAAGACCGAAGCAUACCUCAAGGCCAGAGCCGAGAGAGCCUUCCACUGCGGGGCCCACUGUACCGCUUUGCUGAUCAAACAUAUCGAGGUGUUGACUGCUGAUCGAAUGGUCACUGCCAUGGCCGAUAUUGUGAACGAGGCCCGAGUGAUUAUCGCCACCACAAGUGACGUUGAGGAGAUCCCAGAGGGCAUCCGUAGCAUGUUCACCCAUGAAUUUGAGAUGGGCGCUCCCGAAGAGAAGGAGCGUGAGGGUAUGCUACGCAAUGCGGUUGCUGAGCGUGGUAUCAAGCUGUCUGCCGAUGUGGAUCUGGGAACCGUUGCCCUGAAGACCGCUGCAUUGGUUGCUGGCGACUUGGUUGACGUCGUGGAGCGGGCUGCCGGAGCCCGAACGGCCCGUAUCGAGAAGCUGGCUGAGACUGCUAGCAAGCAGCUGCCAGAGUCGCAGGUCUACGUCAGGGACGUUCUAAUUGCCGGUGGAGAUGGCGCGCGGGGUGUGACCAAGGCAGACUUUGAUUUCGCUGUUGAAGCUGCCCGAAAGAACUUCGCUGAUUCUAUCGGCGCACCGAAGAUUCCCAACGUUGGCUGGGAUGAUGUUGGUGGUUUGACCAAUGUCAAGGACGCUUUGAUCGAGACUAUUCAACUGCCACUCGAGCGACCCGAGCUGUUUGCCAAGGGUAUGAAGAAGCGCAGUGGUAUUCUAUUCUACGGUCCUCCUGGUACCGGAAAGACUCUGCUCGCCAAGGCGAUUGCAACCGAGUUCUCGCUCAACUUCUUCUCCGUCAAGGGUCCCGAGUUGCUCAACAUGUAUAUCGGUGAAUCUGAAGCCAACGUGCGACGUGUGUUCCAGCGCGCUCGUGAUGCUCGGCCUUGUGUUGUCUUCUUCGAUGAAUUGGAUUCGGUUGCGCCUAAGCGUGGUAACCAGGGAGACAGUGGUGGUGUCAUGGACCGUAUCGUCAGUCAGCUUCUCGCCGAGCUGGAUGGCAUGAACGGUGGCGAGGAGAACAGCGGUGGUGUUUUCGUAAUUGGCGCUACCAAUCGUCCCGACUUGUUGGAUACCGCGCUUCUUCGCCCUGGUCGAUUCGAUAAGAUGCUGUACCUGGGUGUGUCAGAUACGCAUAGAAAGCAGGCCACUAUCUUGGAAGCACUCACCAGGAAAUUUGCUCUACACCCGGAUCUGUCCUUGGACCGAGUUGCUGAGAGUCUACCUUUGACCUACACCGGUGCCGAUCUGUAUGCCCUUUGCUCGGAUUCCAUGCUCAAGGCCAUCACUCGGAAGUCGAGCGCGGUCGAUGAAAAGAUCAAACAGCUGCCCGGCGGGCCGGUCAGCACCGCCUAUUUCUUCGAUCACCUGGCAACCCCGGAGGACAUCUCGGUCAUGGUCACCGAGGAAGACUUUCUGGCGGCGCAGGGUGAACUGGUUCCCAGUGUCAGGUAA